CUGGUCUGUUCCACCACACCCCGAGUGAAAACAACAAUGACCAAAAAAGAAGCCUUUCAAAUUGAUGGUGCUGAAAAUAUUUCCUUGUUGUCACUUUUGCAUCUUGUGCCAAUACAGCCGAGAAAAAAUCCUUCCAGCUGUCUAUCUAUUUCUCAAAGUUAUACGUAUGCAUUGCCCCUGGAUAAGGAACGCAGCUUGGCUGGUACGCUAGCUUUCAUUUCGAGCAUACGAGACGACACUGAUCAUAUACCUGCGGUUUGUGUUGUAGAGGAACCUAAUUCAAAUUGUAUGGGAAUUCUUCUCGCUGUCAACAGAGUUGGGUUCAACGAUGGCACCAACAUUCUCCGUGACUUGAAACAAGGUUUCGAUAAGAUAUUUCAUAUCCUUGCAGGAAGACUUGAUGGCGAGUGUGAUGCUUCCAGCACAGAAAGUGAAGUUUUUACCGCGAUAGUGUCCAUGUGCACAUCUCGCAUCUUAAGCCGACUAGGUUUAAUACCAGGGAGGAAGCGAUCUAGAAAGUCUGUUAAGGACAGCCUUUCUGAAGCUAUCGACUGCACCAGACGCCUUGGUAAUGGCAAGAACCAACACACAAAAACAGUUGUCUUGUCGUUCGUAACGGCAGCGAAGGAUUUGAUCAAGCUUAUAAAUUCCUGGUGCAACCAUCAGACUACGGCGCGACUAGAAAACCUUGUUGAAGGUAUACAUCGAUUAUACCAGCAGCAGACAAUCCACGAGACACUCCGUCUGAUCCCAAAUAAAGAUAUGGACCCAUCAACAAGAAGAAGUCUAGUGAACAUGAUUAGUAAAGUUGCAAGAUAUCGACAGGCGACCAGAUUUCUGGUUCGCACCGCUAAAAAUUUCCCUAUGGUCAGACGAGCGAGAGUCGAAACUGUCAUCCUUCCGCAAGACGCAUUUCAACGUUUCUCAUUCGACGAGCGCGAACCUCAACUUCUGUCAACCGUCUUGCGGAUAGCACCGAAUAUGAAUGCGAACAACCUCAGUCAAAUUUGGCAUUUAUUGCAGACAACCGAAACAGAGGCUACUCGUCGAUUUUCACAACAAACAAAGAACACAUUAUAUCAAGCGAAGAUUCACGCGGAAGUACAGCUUAUUUUCCAUUGCGAGCUUCAGCGCCUGCUGAAGUUUCCUCGAGUGAUUGCUUCCAGCAAGGAUGCCUGUUAUCUGUGUAAUGCUUUUAUUUCCAUGCAUGGUACAGCGCAUGCGCCCCGAUGUCAUGGCAGAUUAUAUCCUGGCUGGAGGCUCCCAUUCAUUCCGCAUCUGAGUAACCUGGAACGACGGUUAAAUUGCUACCUUGAGACUGUAAUCAAGGAUAGUUUGAGUGCCAUGUUGUCAAAGCAAAAGCGAAUUAUGUUUCCGUUCCCACAAGAAAGCACACUGUUGACGCUGCCCACCUCGGCUUCAACGCUGGAAAGUAUUGUGCCUGGCUUGAGUCCGUUAUCAACGCGUUCGGAAAACAUAACCUCUGAAGAUAGUCAUUCAUCAUCCGCUGGGAGUCACGUCCAUGGAAAUCACGGUCAUAGGCUGGAUAUCGAUAGUACGGGCUCUAUUGUGGAUAUUUCUGUAACCGAAGAUAUUAUGGGGUCAGAUGAUCUGAGCUUGAACGGCUCGUCUGAUUCAGAUGUCUUAGCUGUUGACCUCCUCUAUCCAGGAACCUCGUUGACGAAGCAGAUGAAGAGCAUGUCUCCGCUAUAUACCGCAGGAUCACUAGAAGUACAAAUCGAAUGUGACGGGCGAUCACGAUCAGCAAACGCUCCCGCAAAUGGCCUAGUUUACACUAUCGAGUGGUUGACAGCCGAGGCGGUCAAAAAAUCUGAAGGAAAGUGUCAUUCAAGAUGUGUUAUAGACGUGGAAUCUCUUAAUGGCGAAGCUUCGCAUAUUAUGUGCAACGAGAAUACUUUAUACAUUGCCACUCGUGACUCUGUUAUAAGGCUCAGAUUUCACUCCAAGGCAGGAUGCGUAGAGUAG
Messenger RNA from Talaromyces stipitatus ATCC 10500, 1986 nucleotides. RefSeq lists its product as uncharacterized. The record is from RefSeq and is a predicted model, not a curated record. NCBI's taxonomy places the organism in Eukaryota, Fungi, Ascomycota, Eurotiomycetes, Eurotiales, Trichocomaceae. The coding region runs from base 37 to 1986 and encodes 649 amino acids. The transcript is spliced from 2 exons.